AGACGAUGAACGCAAAGACUUACCGAUGUGUGUUGUGCUACCGGUUGGGUGCUCCAUUGUUCUCUGUCUCGACGUCAUGCUCUGCUUGUUCAAGGGUUUUUUCUGGAAUAUUUUCGGUGAUCACGCGGUGUAGUGUGCUGGUAUGGUGGGUAUUAAGCAUCUGCAUAAUGUUGUUCGGGAAACCCUUGUUGAUGUUUGCUAUCGAUUUGGGAUUUCAUCGAGAAAGGAGGUUGACAUUGAGUUGUCUGGAGGGGACGACGGGGCCCUCAGAUCUGCAAAUGUGUUACUUUAUUCCAUAUACGUGGUCGCGAUGUCUGUGUUGACUUGAUAGGGUCUUCUCCUUUGACACAGUUUGGGCUAUCUGACUUUAUUCCUGGAUGGGUUGUGGCUUAUGCGGCUCAUCGGAAGAGGGUCAAAUAUGAAUCUAGCUGUCAGGCGAUUGGUUAUGGUUUCAUUCCCUUCUCCUUUUCUUCACUUGGGGAAUUAGAGAAGGAACUAUUUCAUUGCUGAAGCGGGUUCAGAAGAUCUCGGUGACGCAAGACAUUGGGGCCCGUGCUGCUGCUCAUAUAUUUACUAGGGUAGGAUUUGGUAUAGUUAGAGGAGUGGGGGCCUAGAUUAUAUCUCGGCUUCACACUAAUUUUUUGUAAGUUGUAUGACUUUGUCUAUUUUUAAUAAUAAUAAUAAUAAUAAUAAUAAUAAUAAUAAUAAUAAUAAUAAUAAUAAUAAAGCUGAAAUCUGCUCUGCCCAAAAGCUAAAAAAAAAAAAAAACAGGGCCUUAACCAUUUAAGCUAAUGUAGUUUAUACUAAGACCAAAAGCUCCCGUCCAAAAAAAAAAAAAAAAAAAAAAAAAGACCAAAAACUAGUGUUAUUUUAAAACUCACAAAGUAAGAAAUGAGGCGAAUGAUACAGGAGAAAAUUGGAAUGAAAAAAUCCCUUUUGGUAUUGAAAAUAUAAGUCAAUGAUGGCAGUUGAAGCAUUGGUAUGAGCUCUGAAGUAGGAUCGCUGGGUUCAAGAUCUCUCCUUCAAUUCCUCUCAUUUCUCCACACCUCCCACCAAAGUUCUUUCAUUCCAGGAAGGAGCCCAUCCAUAUGAGAAAGGAGCUGAGUGUACACCACCAUAUAUAUUUUCAAUUUAAGCUACAAUGGAAGCUGCAUUUCAAUCUGCCUUUGCUUCAAGUUUACUUCAGAACUUAAUUAAACUGAUUGGUGUCAUUCAAGUUGAAUACAAGAAAUUCCAAAGGGGUGAGGAAGCAGUGAAAAUGCUAGAAACAACUUCCAAUUGGAUGAUAGCAUUCGACUUUGCUUGCAAGAUCGACUUGACACUGUAGCUGUUCUUUGCUUAGAUGCAGAAGAUUUGAUUGAAGAUAUACUCGAUGCUGUCGCUCAGAACUCUUCUUCCAAGAAACCAAUGCUUAAUUCUAUGUUUAAGCAUCCAAAAAGGUUUGAUUGGCCAUCUGAGAUUCAGGAGCUACAAAGAAAACUAGACAGAGUAUUUGAAGAAGUGAAGUCCAUCAUUGAGCUUAUUGGCCAAACCAAAGCUCAAAAUACAUUUCGUAAUGGUGAAUCUAAUAUGAAGUCGUCACUACUGCCUUUAAUUGGAAGGGAAAACGACAUUACGGAUAUCAUCCAGAAGCUGACCUCGUCAGUUGAUUCUGAACAUAAUGGAGUAUCCAUCAUAGGUAUGGACGGACUUGGAAAGACAAUGCUUGCCAAAGCCAUCUUGGCUGACAAAAGAAUUUCAGAGCAAUUUUGCCAUAUAGUACGAGUUUAUUUGGUUGAGGGAUGUUUUGAAUCCAAAGAAGCAACUGAGCAACAAGGAUCAAUUACUGGCAACAAUGGGAUCCUCAAUAAACAAAAUCAAAGGUUGUUGAUCUUAUUCGACAAUUUGCUUGAUAUACAACUCACUGAGUGGAAUGACUUCUGGGGUCACAUUACAACACAACGGUCUACAUACACAGAGAUUAAGAUUCUCAUCACUACUUUCAAUCCGCGAGUUUCACAAAUAACUCGUACAGCUGCAUAUUACUUGAAGCGUUUGUCAAAGGAAAAGUGCACACAGGUCAUUGUGAAUAAUGCACUCAUGCUGAAUAAGGAUUUGCCUGAAUUGCAUUUAACAGCAAUUGCUGACACCCUGGCAACAAAGUGUGAAGGCUUGCCUCUGCUUGCUAGAACUCUUGGGAUGGUCCUAGGUCAAGAUAACAUAAAUGAAUGGGCAAAGAGGUUGAACAAGGAGUUGCGAGAUAUGUCUGAUGUAAAAAGGGAUAUUGUUUCAACCUUGAGGUUGAGCUAUCAAACUAUGCAACCUCAAUUGAAGAGGUGUCUUGCUUAUUUCUCACUCUUUCCUCAUAAGUACUCUUUCAAUAUGGAUGAUUUGAUUCAUCUUUUGGUAGCAGAAGGGGUUAUUCAGCUGGAUAAAGGCAAAGAAUAUUUUAGUGAUUUACAAGGCAUGUCAAUACUUCAACAUUUGGAAAAUGGAGUUGUAAACCACUCUGGAAAACCAAUAUAUGAGCUGCACAAAUUCAGCCACAUAUUUUCUCAACUGGAUGCUUCGAAGAUAUGUUUGCGGCUUGAAGAAGGUGUGUCAUCUCUAAGUGAUUCCUCAAAGAUUGAAAAUGUUCGUCACUUGUCUUUGUUGUGCGGCAAUAUUCAACUUACAACAUGGACUAAACUUGAGAAAUUCAAACGUUUGAGGACUUUUCUUUCCCUCAAUGAUAGAAGGAUUGGUCCUGUGCCUCGCCAGCUUUUCAAGGCACUAGUGCGCCUUCGUGUACUGCAACUGAAGAAAACCGAUAUUACAGAGCUUCCAGACUCCAUACAUAGGUUGAAACGUCUACGAAACCUUGAUAUUUCUUUUACUCCCAUAAACAAAUUACCUGAAACACUCUGUAAACUUUCCAACUUGCAAUUCCUCAGUCUCACAAACACUUUACAACUUUUCCAUUUGCCACAACAAUUUCAAAAACUGACUAAUAUGUUGUGUCUUGAUUGGGAAUUAAGUGACAUAAUUCGUCUUCAUCUACCAUCCCACAUUGGAAACCUUCGUAGCCUUCAGACCCUCCCUCUGUUCAUUGUGGGUGAUAGUCUUGAAGGAUACUGUAUUUCAGAGUUGAAGAAUAUGAAUUGUCUUAAAGAGUCAAUUUGCAUUCGAUUUCUCGAAUAUGUCCAAAAUCGAUCUAUGGCAGAGGAGGCAAUGCUUUGCAACAAGUUGUUGCUAGAGAAGAUAGAAUUGCAAUGGAUGAGAUUGGUGGAUGCAACUGUUGCUGAAGAUGUACUCGCAGGCCUAGAACCUCAUGUUUGUUUGAGAGAGUUGCAAAUAAUAAACUACAGUGGCAAGUUGUUUCCAGAAUGGAUUUGUGAUCCAUCGCGAAGCCUCCAAAAGAUACAUUUGAUGAAAUGUCCAUCAUGUGAGAUCUUCCCAGCACUUGGUGAGCUUCAAACUCUUAAGACUCUUGUCAUUGAAGAAUUUGCCGGUGUAACAGCUGUGGAUCGCCGCUUUUGUGGAACAUCCAGUGUUACUAGGGACGUCUAUUUUCCAUCAUUGGAAUCACUGACGUUCAAGAAGUUGGUGCAACUCCGGAAUUGGAGAGGAUUGGAAGCAAAUGACAUGCCUCGCCUUCGAAUUCUCAAAAUUGAAAAUUGUCCUGAGUUCAUCAACUUGCCUUCACUCAAGAAUCUAACCUCUUUAGUUGAAUUAAAGAUUGAACGUUGUCCAGCAAUGAGAUCAAGAUAAGAGAGAGUGAUUUACUCAAAGAUCGAUGUGUUGCUGAAGGAGAAGAUUGGGAGAAGGUAGAUUGUGUUCCAUAUGUAGAGAUUGAUGACACAAGGAUCCCAACAUCAGGUGCCAAUAAUGUCCCAACACAACCUGCUCGGCGACAUCAAAACGUUGUUUACCAGGGAUAUCUACUUGUCAAGGACAACAUUGGAGCAUUUAGCCGACUCAUUUUGAGGGAUUAGCACACAGGAGAAGCAGAGUAAAUAAACUAAGACCAGGUAUAUUGAUGUCUUUCUUAUUUUCUACAUAAUAGUCUAUGAAAUGUUAUACAAAGAAGUAAGGCAUUGAGUGCA
Messenger RNA from Chenopodium quinoa (quinoa), 4064 nucleotides. RefSeq names its product putative disease resistance RPP13-like protein 1. Gene Ontology annotation, molecular function: protein binding; ADP binding. The transcript has 4 exons. Gene Ontology annotation, biological process: defense response to other organism. NCBI's taxonomy places the organism in Eukaryota, Viridiplantae, Streptophyta, Magnoliopsida, Caryophyllales, Amaranthaceae. The record is from RefSeq and is a predicted model, not a curated record. Bases 1408 to 3729 code for a protein of 773 amino acids.